Molecule: messenger RNA, 2642 nt
Organism: Heterotrigona itama
Lineage: Eukaryota; Metazoa; Arthropoda; Insecta; Hymenoptera; Apidae
Source: the annotation of a GenBank genome assembly
AUGAAUGAAAUAACAAGCUUGAACAUAAAAGCAGACGAAAGAGAGGUUACCUCGGCCUCGAUCGAUGCGAUCUUCUCCAAUAUGGUACUCAUUUUCGUUGUCGAAAAUCUCCUUUAACUUGUAAUAUACUUAAAACAAGUUUCUGUCAAGCUCGUUCGCGUUCUCCCAUUACAAAGCUAUUGGAAUAUAGAUAUAUUAUUGCACAAGUCUUGCACGUGCCGACAGAUUAUAAACAUACGUUACAUACACAACUUCAGAACAACGAAUAACCUACAAACAUUAAGUAUAAGCAAGAGAGGAGAGAAAUACAAAACUUAAGGCUAGUUUUCAAAUACUUUUGCUGUAAGAAAUUUACAAUUUAUAUCACAGUUAUUUGAAUAUAUAAUGAAAUCGUAAUUACAAUUCUAUAAAACUGUUAAUUACUACAUAACGUAGUAAUUAUUUCAAAAUAAUAUGUGUAUAUAAUUAAAUUAAUAUUCGGACUAAAAUAAUGUCACAACGAAAUACAAUAAAAAACAUUUUUUUCUUUUUUUUAAUCGUUUUUAUAUUUGCAACUGAUUCAUCCAAGUCAGUAAAAAUAAAGUCAUUGACAUGAUAAGAUCUAUGAUAUUAACCGUCAUUUUUCAGUAAUCUUUUAAAAAGAAGUAUGUAACAUAUAAUGCUUUUUUUUGUUUUUACGCCGGACUUUAAAAUCUCAUCAUUUUUGUGUUACAUUCUGUUCUGUUGUUUUAGACAGGUAUUGUACUACCAUUGACUAAUAACAUUGACUAAUAGGAGAGACUGAACAUCCAAUGCUUUUUCGUAUCCUAUGCACAGACGUCAUUUGUGACUUCGUCUGCGGUAGAGUGCACUUAAAACACAGUGAUUUUUUUACUAUGUCAGUAUUUCAGAUUACGGGCAAUGAAAGUCUGUAAGAUGCAAUAUCUAUUCAUAUAUCUCGUCUGACUAAAAAAACAAUCAAUUGACUAACUAGCAUAGACUGAACAAUGAUUGAACUCUUUUUCGUGUCCCAUCGCACUCUAGCAAACUAAAUUCGACAUGCUAGUUAAAGGAAAAAACUAUUCAAAAUGUCGAUCUACAUUUGAAAGCAUUUGCAUCUCUUGUUCUUUUUUUAAAGAAUCAACGUGAUGAGAUUACGGAUCAAGUAUUAUAAGUACGUGCACAGUGUGCACGUGUAGAUUUUUAUUUAUUUCUUUGUUUUUAAUAAAAUAUUGUUAGAGAAAAGGCAGCGUAGUUGGUUUAAGAUGAAUAAAAAAUUACAGCAGUGAAUAGUGAAACAAAUAAAAUUACAUAAUAUUGUAUAGAAAUUAAUAUACUUUUAUACUUUGAAGUACUAGUAGUAAUGAAGAACAAAAAAUAUUUCAAAUAUUAGCCUCAUUGAAGAAUGAUAUAAAGUAACGAUUUUGUUGUACUGCAGGUAAUUUGAAAUAGCUAAUAAUGACGUUCCAAUUUAUUGUCACUUUAUAAAAUUUAAAAAAUAUAUAUGUUUUCUUCUGAUCUAUAUAGAUAUUAGUUGUAACAAAAUAUUAUUAGUUAAAUAAAUAGCAAUUUUAGGUUUGUUUUUACAAUAAGUAUUUGAAUUUAUUGCAGAUUAGAAGUUUCCUUUUUUUAUGGAACAAGAGAAAUACUAAAAGAAAUAAAUGGGAAGUUGAAGUAAUUUCAGCUAUAACACAGGUACAGAUUUCAGUUGUAACUGAAGAGGCUUUUGGUAAACUUCCUUCUUAACCAAUAACAUUAAUCUUCGAAAAAAAAUCAUCAUCACGCUAUAGAAUAUUCUUAAUUACAUUCAUUUUUAAUAUUACAAAUUAGCAACAUGGCAUUACAGCUUAAAAUUCACAUUUUGCAUCAUGUCUUACUAAUCGCAAAAUUGACACGAAACCAUAGAAUUGAGUAAAUUAAACUAUUCACUCUGCAAACUGACAGUUUUAAAUGUCUGUAAAAACACAAGUGCUUGUUGAGUUGGAAUAUUCAAAUUACAGUUCGUUCACGUAUCAUUAAUUAAGUUAUCGAUCUCUAUUAUUUCUGAUGUUAUUAUACAAUUUAGAUAACGUUAGUACUUUAUUAAAUAUUUCUACAGAUAAGAUAUAUGACAUUUAUAUAUCUCAUCUGUGCCGUGGCCAAAAAAAUAUAUUGCAAUGUUUAUUCAUAUACCUCGUGUAUAGUAUUUUGAUAUUACAAGUUACCAACAGUAUUCCAAAUAUGCUGCAUUUUCUCUACACCUAAUAACAGAUGUAAUUAGUCUUGCGACACACAGCGAAGAACAUAAUCGUACUAAUGACAGUGAGAAAUUGUCCACAAUUUAAAUUGACAUAGAAAAUUGAUAAAAAAUAAUAAUUUAGUUAUUUCAAGUUGCUAUUUUUAUCUUUAUUCCAAAUAAAAUUUAUCCAAUCUUGCGAUGCUCUCAGUCCCGUUUUAAAUCUUAAACCCUCUACUUUGAAACUGUUAAUUGUCCAUUUUUUUGAAAAUGAUUUUGACAUCAUAUAACGAGUGAGAAGGUGAGGAUAUUGUUUUCUCGAAAAUUGUAAAAAUUCAAACGUGUGUUAAAAAUAUUAAAAAAUUUUUCGUAAACUUCUAAAUUUUCAGCUAUAUAGGAUGGCGACGAAUAUUCUUUUCUGGAGUUUAUAAGCCAUCGAAAGGUGGCU